Molecule: messenger RNA, 1568 nt
Organism: Raphanus sativus (radish)
Lineage: Eukaryota; Viridiplantae; Streptophyta; Magnoliopsida; Brassicales; Brassicaceae
Product: putative U-box domain-containing protein 55
Exons: 3
Coding region: 1032-1457 (141 amino acids)
Source: RefSeq, a predicted model, not a curated record
CUUCCAGAUCUCGAGAUUAUAUUGAGAAGCUCGGGGAACUCCGGCGAACGAUCUCCGGCGAACUCGAAGAUCUCCGGCAAAUUCUGUGAUCUCGGUGAACUCGGCGAUCUCUCGGUGAAUUUGGCAAUCUUCGACAAACUCCGAGCACGACUAAGCGAUAGUCAUGGAGAUUAGUAAGUUCUCUCAAUUUAGUUCUUUUGAAUAUAUACCUGAACAGAGAAGCGGAGGAGGAACUAAACAGAGCGAGAGCAGAAAUCAAAGACAUGAAGAGGGUCCAAAAGGAACUCGAAGAACAGUUUUAUAUGGGCAAUCGUCGGUUAGAGUUGGUCGAGAAAGAUAGAGACGAAGCUAUCAAAAAAAUUGAAGAGCUUUUGAUAGAUCUAUACCUGGACAAGGGUGAGUCAUCAUCACAUUCGCCUUCAUCCUUGUUGCAGUGGUCUGUUUCCAACGAGCCUCCCCCAUAUUUCAUCUGUCCCAUUUCAAAGGUCAGGACUCGAACCUCCACUUAUUAGGCAGAUGUUUUUUGUAGGAUCUUGACUUGGCUUCUGCUCAAUAGCUCAACUAUAGUGUACUAAGCUGACAUGUCCAAAAGUAACUUUUUCAUUUUGAUAUUUGUUUUGCUCUUAUAUAAUUCAUUUCCAAUUUCUCGUGAUUGUAAGAGAUUAUUGCAGCUGAUGGUUACACUUAUGAAGCAGAUGACAGAUCUGAGGCUUGAGAAUCACAAGCUAACACCAAAUCUUGUUCUUCGUUCAGCUAUUAAACGAGUGGUUGCAACAGCACCCGUAUUUCUUUGAUUUUCCUUAGAGAUAGAUAUUAGUUGUUAUGCAUUGACUUGUGUUUUAGCUACCACCCGUUGACUUUACUGUGUCCACCGUAGGAAAACUGAAACUGUGAACAAGAAGAAUGUUGAGGGUCACCACUAACCAUCCUUGGUCUCUUUCUGUCAGAAGCUUCUUUGUUUUUCUGUUUUUUCCUUUUCACUUUACAGGGGAAACGAAGACAGAACAGAAAGACAAAGGUGAAGAACAACAAUGGCGGAACUCAUGGCCAUGGGAAAUGAUGUUGUUCAUAUUGCUGUGAAGAAUGAUGUCAAAGAGAGCAGGUCGACUCUGGUUUGGGCUUUGAGGAACCUUGGUGCCAAGAAAGUCUGCAUCCUCCAUGUUUAUGAGCCAAAAUUUGCUUCUCCUACUGCACGUAAGCUUGAAGAACUGGAUGCUAUCAUGUACGAGACAUUACAUGAUUAUUUUGACAUCUGUCAACAAGAAGGGGUGAACGAGGACGAUAUUUACAUAUCGUGUAUAGAGAUGAACGAUGUGAAGCAAGGGAUAUUAGAACUCAUCCAUUAUAGCAAAAUUAAGAUGCUUGUUAUGGGAGCUGCAUCAGAUCAUCAUUAUUCAGAGUACGCAUUGGAAAUCUGUUAUAUUCUUAAAUCUCUAAGUUCACUCUUGUUGACUUGACAGAAAAACUCAAACAUAUUAUGAUUUUGGGUUUUAUAUUGAGAUUACUAUAUGGUGUGAAUUUUUAUUUUUGAGUGGUUAAAGAUUGGAAUGCAGACUUUAUAUGUUUGA